Molecule: messenger RNA, 1813 nt
Organism: Ictidomys tridecemlineatus (thirteen-lined ground squirrel)
Lineage: Eukaryota; Metazoa; Chordata; Mammalia; Rodentia; Sciuridae
Source: RefSeq, a predicted model, not a curated record
GAGCUGGGUUUCGCGGGGGCGGGCCCUCUGUUGUGAGGUGUGUGCUAAAGCGCUAGUUAGCGGGCAGCUCUUGUGGUGCAAGGCAAGGGACAUGGCGGAGGCUAUGGAAUCGGGCAAGGACCCCAACGGGCCCACCCACUCCUCCACUCUGUUUGUGAGGGAGGACGGCAGCCCCUUGUCGUUCUACGUGCGGCCCAGCCCGGCCAAGCGCCGGCUGUCGACGCUGAUCCUGCAUGGCGGCGGCACCGUGUGCCGGGUGCAGGAGCCCGGGGCCGUGCUGCUGGCCCAGCCCGGGGAGGCGCUGGCCGAGGCCUCGGGAGACUUCAUUUCCACGCAGUACAUCUUGGACUGCGUGGAGCGCAACCAGAGGCUCGAGCUGGAGGCCUACCGGCUGGGCCCCGGCGCAGCGGCCGACCAGGCCCCGGAGUCCAAGGCCGGGGCUUCCGCUGAGGGCGCCGCGGAGCCCGAGCCGCAGCCGCUCACGGGGCGGAUCGCCUUCACAGACGCGGACGACGUGGCUAUCUUGACCUACGUGAAGGAAAACGCCCGCUCGCCCAGCUCGGUCACGGGCAACGCCCUGUGGAAGGCGAUGGAGAAGAGCUCGCUCACGCAGCACUCGUGGCAGUCCCUCAAGGACCGCUACCUGAAGCACCUGCGCGGCCAGGAGCACAAGUACCUGUUGGGGGACGCCCCAGUGAGCCCCUCCUCCCAGAAGCUCAAGCGCAAGGCCGAGCAGGACCCGGAGGCCGCGGAUAGCGGGGAACCACAGAAUAAGAGAACUCCAGACUUACCAGAAGAAGAAUAUGUGAAGGAAGAAAUCAAGGGGAAUGAAGAAGCAGUCAAAAAGAUGCUCGCAGAAGCCACCCGGGAUUUUGGGGAAGUUGUGGUGGAUGAGAGUCCUGAUUUUGAAAUCCAUAUAACGAUGUGUGAUGAUGAUCCCCCUACACCAGAGGAAGACUCAGAAACACAGCCUGAGGAGGAGGAAGAAGAAGAAAAGGUCUCUACACCAGAGGUGGGAGCUGCCAUUAAGGUCAUUCGGCAGUUAAUGGAAAAGUUUAACUUGGAUCUCUCAACUGUAAUACAGGCCUUUCUAAAAAAUAGUGGUGAGCUGGAGGCUACUUCCUACUUUUUAGAGGCUGGUCAGAGAGCUGAUGGAUACCCCAUUUGGUCUCGACAGGAUGACUUGGAUUUGCAAAAAGAUGAUGAAGAUACCAGAAAUGCAUUGGUCAAAAAAUUUGGUGCUCAGAAUGUAGCUCGGAGGAUUGAAUUCCGAAAGAAAUAACAGGCAAUAUAAUGAGAAAAGAAAAUAGGUGGUUCAGAUAAGUCUAUAAAAAAGUUGUGAUCAUUGAACUUCAGAGUUCUUACUAUAAAAUUGACUCUUCUGACCAAUGCUGCUGCUGUUCUGUGAGGCCUGAUUUUGUAGCCAAGCAGAGUUGUGUAGGAAGAUAAAAACAAAAGAAAUUGGAUCUAUUUAGAACUAUCCCUGGCAAGUAUCAAGGAAAAUCUAAAUCAGAGAGGUUGGUCUAUGUAGUAGUAAUCCUUUGCUGGAAUGGAACCUCUGCUGUAUUGGUGAUGAGCCUAUCGACAAAGUUAAAGCAGGAAAAUUAGGCAUACAGAUAUUUUCUUUCGUGCAGCCCAAGUGAAGAGCCUCUUAUCCUUUGGCAGAAGUUUCUAUGGAUUAUGAUAGAUUCCAAAUCAAGAAUCUAGAAUAUGGGGGGCUGGGGUUGUAGCUCAGUGGUAGAGCGCUUGCCUAGCGUGUCUGAGACACUAGGCUCAAUACUCAGCACCACAUAAAAUUAAUAAAUAAAACAAA